UUGGUCCUGGAGUCAGGAGCGAUGAGUGUCCUGUGUGUGUGUGCGUGUAUAGUCGCGCUAGUACAUGCUGGGAGAGCCAUUACCAACCAGGAUGUCGUCCUUCCACCUAGGGACUCUGAUAGUGCCGAGUACACCGACCUGCCACAGUUUCAGCCAUACAACCAGCAACUGACGAGGCAAAGUCUGUCACCGCAACAACAAAGCCAGAUCCUGAACGACAUCCAGCAGCACCGGUUCCAACUGACUGCGGCCCAGAGGCAUCUCCAGAACCUCCAGUACGACCAGAAUCAUGGACAACAGGAGAGUCGCCCUCCGCCGAUAGAACAGUCCCUGGGGCUCGGCCAACAACCGUUCCUCACGAACGCUCAGUAUCUUGCUCAGCUGCGUCAGCAGCAGCAGCAUCUGCAGCCGCCGACUCAGCAACAACGACAACCACACUACACACCUCAGCAAGUGAUUCAACAAAGAGUACCUCAAGCUACAUCAUCAAAUCCUCAAGUAGCGUUCCCUCAACAGGUUCCUCAAGCGUUCAACAAUCCUCACCAACAAAAUGUUCCUUCUCUACCUAAUUUCUCCCAGUUACCGUCAAAUACCAAUUCAAACUUAAGAACUCAAUUUCAGCAGGAGUACAACAGGCUGCUUGCCUCGCAGCAGUUCACGAACCAACUGAAUAACCAAGGUCUCAACGAAGAGAUUCCAGUGUUUUUCAAUCAACAAGAUGUUCAACCACAACAGACGUAUAAGUUUGAACCUGCGCCACCGACGAUACCCACGAAGAGUUUUAAGUUCGAGCCUGCUCCUGAAAAGCCUACUUAUAAGUUUGAGUCUGCGCCAAAACAGACUUACAAGUUCGAGCCAGCUCCGCCUAAGCCGGUGCAGACAAAACCGACUUAUAAAUUUGAACCUGCUCCGACAAAACCACCAUACAGGUUUGAGACACAGCCGCCGACGUUCCUACCGACUCAACCUACCACAAGGCAUACGACAUACAAUUACUUGAAAAAGAAAAAGGCUGCCUUGACAACUACUACGACACCCCCUACAACCACAACCUACGGGAUACCUUACAGGCUGAGGCAUAAAUACAAAUCCACAACAGAGAGCCCCAAACCACAAGUGUCGAUUAGACCGACUCAGCUUCUUAUCAAACCUGACCGUCAAAAACUGUUUCAGCAGCUUUUAGAAGUGCAACAAAGCAAAUUACAAACAUCGACUACACCAGCCCCUAAACAAACGCCAAAACAAAAUGUGAUUGAGUUUGAUAGUGAAGACGCACUGCAAAAGCACAUCCAACAACAACUUCAGAAACAAGGGCUUUUGGAUGAAAUCAAAGGCACCAUCCCAGCAACAUCUGAUCAGAUCGAUGCUUUGCCCAAUCUUGACUUCUUGUCCAACUCAAAUUCCUCAUCACCAAUCUUUCUACCCAACGGGCAAAAUAUCAAGAUCAUUCAAGUACCAAGUAAAAUCGAUCCCAAUUCGAAGAAACCGACACCAAAAAUAAAAACGAUCGUUAUCAACCAACCAACCACCACUACCACUACCACCACGGUUAGACCACCAGAACUUCUACUGAAGGAGUUGACCAGAGGCUUGCCCAGAGAUUUCGAAAUAAUAAGACAAAACCAAGACGGUGGCUUAGAAGAGCUCGGUAGUGUACCACAAACGUUACCACAGAAAAAAGUUACCUUCGUUAUCCUAGAAGAACAACCAGAUGGAUCACUCAAGGUUCAAGGGGUGAGGGGAAAUGAAAACGGUGUGAAUGAAAAGGGCGAAGAAGUAGACUCUAUAAUUAAAAAGAUCGAAAAGGGAGAAAUUAAACUACCGAAAUCCACAAAGGCGGAACACGACCAUCAAACGUAUUCAAAUUCCUUAGCAAAUGCCACUCCGGAAGAAUCAGUUGAAUCUCCAUCUUACGUGAAGCAUUCUGGAAAGCCAGUUCCAAGCACUAAGUACAACGGGUUUCAACCAACACCAGCCCCCAACUAUUUCGAGUCAUCCACAAAACCAACUUACAGUACAAACUUCGCUGUGACAAAAACCACUAGUCAACCAUUUGUCCAAUCGUCAAGAUCUUCUAACUCAGUUUCUUCAACGUCAAACACGUCACCCAACACAUACACAGGACCCUUCCUGUACAAUCCCUCCUCAGUACAACAACCGGUGAGUCCCCAAUAUCACACCUCAACUUCCAGAUCUCCUUCAAAGACUCCUUCCUUCUUGCCAACCGUGCCUUCAGAUAUCGCUGAAGGAUCGUACCCCACCAACUCCGUAGUUCCUACUCAACCAACCACAGCUCCUCCUCCUUUGGUGUCUACAACUUCUCAGUACAGUCAAGUGAACUUCUCACCUCAAGACAAUUUCGAUGAUCCUUUCUACAAGCAGAUCUUCCAGCAGAACACAGUGUACCAACCUAACAACCAGUUCGGACAGACAUUGGCUGACGCUUACCAACCUGACGUCAUCAAUCAACAGGUGGACCUGACGUUGACUACUACAGAGCCUGUGCCCAUUCAGCAGGUAGUAAACCAAGAGGCCUUGCCCAUAUUGACGACAGAGAAGACAUCGUUGGUGGACGUGCUGCGGAACCAAGGUCUCUACGCCAUGUCUAAGUUCCUGAGGCAAUCUGGGCUUGACUCUAUACUGAACUCUACAGGACCCUACACAGUGUUCGUCCCUACAGACAGAGCGUUCAGGGCGCUCCUGGUACAGCUGGGAGGUCCUGACAAAGCUGAGGAGAAGUUCCAGGAGAACCCGAGACUACUGAGUGGGUUGCUCCUGCACCACGUUAUCCCAGGAGCUUUCCCUCUGGAGUCACUCCAGGAUGAGAUGACCGGAGUCAGUCUGGCUGGAACUCAGCUGAGAGUCAACUCUUACACUACUCAGGACGAGCAAUGGAACAACGUCAAGGUGGUGACCAUCAACGGCGCUGUAGUCCUCCAAGACAAGAAAGACAUGGUGAUUCCCCAGGGAGUGGCUCAUGCUGUGGACCGGGUUAUGUUCCCUCUUCCUGUGGGAGAUAUUGUCCAGACAUUGCAGUCCGACCGGGAGAACAGGUUCACAAGGUUCCUUCAACUCAUCCAGGACACUGGCCUGUCUUCCACUCUAACAGGAAGCAAGAUACUGACGGUGUUUGCGCCAGUGGACGCUGCGUUUACAGAAUCUGAUCUAAAACGGUUAGAAGAGAACCGAGCGCAAGCUAGAGCGCUGGUGUUGCGCCACGUGACGACAGGCUCACUGUACACCGCUGGUAUGACGUACUACCAGCAGAGGGAGUCACUCGAUAAACAGAAACAACUCACUGUGCUCAAAGAUCAAGGUCGGAUCAAAGUAAAUGCAGCCAAUGUGAUAUCCAGGAACAUUCCCUCUACCAACGGUGUCAUACAUGCCAUAGACUCUCUGUUAUAACAACUUCUUCUUUUCUCUCUGCCAUGUACAUGUGUAAAUACCUAAUGUUAUUUUAUUAGUUAAU
Macrosteles quadrilineatus (aster leafhopper) is the source of this 3469-nucleotide messenger RNA. RefSeq lists its product as uncharacterized. Gene Ontology annotation, molecular function: cell adhesion molecule binding. The transcript is spliced from 8 exons. Bases 22 to 3405 code for a protein of 1127 amino acids. The record is from RefSeq and is a predicted model, not a curated record. Lineage: Eukaryota; Metazoa; Arthropoda; Insecta; Hemiptera; Cicadellidae. Gene Ontology annotation, cellular component: extracellular matrix. Gene Ontology annotation, biological process: extracellular matrix organization; cell adhesion.